Phragmites australis (common reed) is the source of this 1808-nucleotide messenger RNA. RefSeq lists its product as uncharacterized. Bases 145 to 612 code for a protein of 155 amino acids. The record is from RefSeq and is a predicted model, not a curated record. Lineage: Eukaryota; Viridiplantae; Streptophyta; Magnoliopsida; Poales; Poaceae. Gene Ontology annotation, biological process: ubiquitin-dependent protein catabolic process. The transcript has a single exon. Gene Ontology annotation, molecular function: ubiquitin protein ligase activity.
GCACCACCUCCAUAUAUACAGAGGCACAAAGCAGAAGCUCGAAUCCAUCUAUCCCCCGCACAAGGCACAACUCUCUCUCUCUCUCUCGUCUCAACCCUCUUUCUACCAACACUUGCGACCAACACAAAUCAAUCAGCGACAGCAAUGGAUGGUGAGAUGGACUGGAUUGCGGCGCGGUUCCUCCUGUCCACCAUACUCGGGGUGCACCCGCUCGUGGUCCUGGACGACGGCAGCCGCGACGAAGAGCACUUCCCUGUGGACGACGGCGGCGCGGCUGUUCGGCUCCCGGUUAUGGUGCCAGCGGCGGUGAAGGCGCCCGAGGGGGUGGCCGGCGCGGUGGUGUGCGCGGUGUGCACAGAGGAGGUCGCGGUGGGGCAGGCCGUGGUGCGGCUGCCGUGCGCGCACUGGUACCACGCUGCCUGCAUCGCGCCGUGGCUGCGGAUCAGGACCACCUGCCCGACGUGCCGGGCCGAGCUGCCUCGGGAGGGGGGCAGCGGGGUCGAGAGGCCUCGAUCGGCGCGCGCCGCACGGAUGGCAGAGGCGGAGACGGCCGGCGGUCGGCUGCGGCGCGAGGCGUCGUACACGAUGCUCGCAGGCACGUUGCCCAGCUAAACCAAUUAAUUACUAGCUAGAGGAUGUGACAGUAUAAUUGUACGUACAGCGAUAAACCUUUUUUUUAUUGAGCAUUGUACAGAGAUAAACUGAUCCAAAAACCAGAGCUGGACAAAACGAAAACUUUGGAGGGUUCCCUGUUUUUAGUCGAAACUAGUUGCUGAUCUAUGACGCGGCAUCCUCUGCGUGAUUUACAUAGUGAUCAGUUUUUACUUUUUUUUUUCGCGAAGGAGCGAUAAGCUUUUACAGAGGCUAAAAUUUUCGUAUGUCUAAGUUUCUGCGAUCACUGGAUUUAUAUAGAGAUUGAUAAGAUACAUGAUUAUGAUUUAAUAAUUAAUAAUUUAUUAGAAAUAUGGUAUAUUUUAAAGAUAGAUCACCGUCAUGUAAAAGUUUAAUACGAAAAUCAUUUCUGAAUUAGAAAGAAGUCCUUAUUAUAUUUGAAAGUAAUAUAAUUAAAAAAAUUAUAUUAAGAGACUUCGAGUAUGAUACAACUCUCGAUCCUAUUAUAUAAGGAGGGGUGAAGUAAGUCUACUUGUAUAAAAGUAGAAAUAAUUUAUUAAGGUCCAUAGUAAAUUUGAGUCACGAUUAGAUUUAUCCGACAAUUAAUUUAGAAUUUAGAAUAUAAGAGAACUCGCUAAGAUCUUUAAGAUUAGAUCUAGACACAUUCUUAUAAUAAUUAUCUUCUUAAGGGAUUAAUCAGAAUACAUAACGUAAUGUAGAGCUGUUAUCUCAAAUAAGGUCUUGAAUCUAUAUAAAAUAUUAUGUUAUCUCUUCAAUACGUGCAACUGAUAAUCAGUUAUCUCCUAAGAGAAUAGAGAAGGAGAGAGAGUAUUAUUAUUUUCUUAUUUUUUAUACAGUAGCAAUACGGAUUUCUCUCUCCCCUGCAUUUAUGUGAUACGGGGAGGCCUUUCUUUGGAAUUUGGAGAAUCCAUGUGGUCCUGUGAACCUGCAAGGAAUGUCAUGAAAGUCGGUAUCUAACUCCUAUAUGGAAAUUAAAAAGAUGCAUCUGUUAGGAUCAAUGGAAUGUACGGUGAUUCUGAGCUGGAAUACAGAGGAUUAUCGUCCUGGUAGCGUGGUUACUUUGUUUUUUCUUGCGAGCCAUAGCAUGACAAUUUGUUUGUCAUAUCGUCAUUGGUUUUCACCUUUUGAUUGUAACAAAUAUUUUGCUAAUGGUAUUAUAAUGGAUGUGUGUGUCU